Drosophila grimshawi is the source of this 8757-nucleotide messenger RNA. It is a transcript of the gene N, whose product is annotated as neurogenic locus Notch protein. NCBI's taxonomy places the organism in Eukaryota, Metazoa, Arthropoda, Insecta, Diptera, Drosophilidae. Gene Ontology annotation, cellular component: protein-containing complex; plasma membrane. The coding region runs from base 94 to 8367 and encodes 2757 amino acids. The transcript has 10 exons. Gene Ontology annotation, molecular function: protein binding; calcium ion binding. The record is from RefSeq and is a predicted model, not a curated record. Gene Ontology annotation, biological process: establishment or maintenance of epithelial cell apical/basal polarity; multicellular organism development; cell differentiation.
CAGCAGCAACAAAAACAACACCAACAACAGCAGCAGAGAGAAAAAAUAGAAACUGAAAAGAAGCAUAAAGCGCAAAUCUUAAACUGGAUUACAAUGCAGUUGCAGCGCAGCAGACGUCGCUGUCGCGCACACACAAUUUGGAUUAACGAAAUGCUAGCGGGCGUCGCGCUGCUGCUGCCGCUGCUGGCGCUAGCUACUUUCAGCAGCGCCCAUGCAACGGAAAGCAGCUCCUCCUCCCUGGCCAUUUCCUGCACCACAUUGGGCUGCAAGAAUGGUGGCACAUGCAUCACCCAGACAAAUGGAAAAUCCUACUGCGCUUGCGAUACACGCUACGUUGGCGACUACUGUGAACAUCGGAAUCCCUGUUUGACGGGCCACGGACGUUGCCAGAAUGGCGGCACCUGUCAGGUGGCCUUUCGGAAUGGCCGGCCUGGCAUCUCGUGCCUGUGCCCGCUCGGCUUUGAGGAGUCGCUCUGUGAGAUCGCUGUGCCGAAUGCCUGCGAUCAGGCGCGCUGCUUCAAUGGCGGCACUUGCCAGCUGAAGACGCUCCAGGAGUACAGUUGCAUCUGCGCCAAUGGCUAUACGGGCGAACACUGCCAGACGCAGAAUCUGUGCGCCAGCUCACCCUGUCGCAAUGGCGGCACCUGUUCCGCAAUGGCCGGUAGCAGCAGCUUCAGUUGCAAUUGCCCGCCUGGUUUUACGGGUCACACCUGCUCCGAGGAUGUGGAGGAGUGCCAAUCAAAUCCUUGCCAAUAUGGCGGUACCUGCGUCAACACGCAUGGCUCCUAUCAAUGCAUGUGUCCCGCUGGCUACACGGGCAAGGAUUGCGACACCAAGUACAAACCCUGCUCGCCGUCACCCUGCCAAAACGGUGGCACAUGCCGCGCCAACGGACUCACCUACGAUUGCAAAUGUCCACGUGGCUUCGAGGGGAAGAACUGCGACCAGAACAUUGACGACUGCCCCGGCAAUCUGUGCCAGAACGGCGGCACCUGUGUGGACGGCAUCAACGACUAUCGCUGCAAUUGCCCGCCGAAUUUUACGGGACGCUACUGUGAUGUGGAUGUGGACGAGUGCGCCCUGCGUCCGUCCGUCUGCCAGAAUGGGGCGACCUGCACGAACACCCAUGGCACGUACAGUUGCAUCUGUGUGAACGGGUGGGCGGGCAGCGAUUGCAGCGAGAAUAUCGAUGAUUGUGUCCAGGCAGCGUGCUUCUAUGGAGCGACAUGCAUCGAUGGCGUUGGCAGCUUCUAUUGCCGGUGCACGCCAGGCAAGACGGGACUGCUGUGUCAUCUGGACGAUGCGUGCACCUCGAAUCCCUGCCACGCGGACGCCAUAUGUGAUACGAGUCCCAUCAAUGGCUCGUAUGCGUGCUCCUGCGCCACCGGCUACAAGGGUGUCGACUGCUCCGAGGAUAUUGAUGAGUGCGAUCAGGGUUCGCCGUGUGAGCACAAUGGCAUCUGUGUGAAUACGCCGGGUUCGUUUAUGUGCAACUGCUCGCAGGGAUUUACGGGACCACGUUGCGAGACGAACAUCAACGAGUGCGAAUCGCAUCCCUGCCAGAACGAGGGCAGCUGCCUGGAUGAUCCGGGCACGUUCCGUUGCGUCUGCAUGCCCGGCUUCACCGGCACCCAGUGCGAAAUUGAUAUCGAUGAGUGCCAGUCGAGUCCCUGUUUGAACGAUGGCAUCUGCCACGACAAGAUCAAUGGGUUCAAGUGCAGCUGUGCUUUGGGAUUCACCGAUGUCCGCUGCCAGAUCAAUAUCGAUGAUUGCCAAUCGCAGCCGUGCCGCAACAAUGGCAUCUGUCGCGACUCCGUCGCCGGCUACAGUUGCGAGUGUGCACCCGGCUACACGGGAGCCAGCUGCGAGAUCAACAUCAACGAUUGCGACUCGAGUCCGUGCCAUCGGGGCAAGUGCAUCGAUGGCGAUAAUAGUUUCAAGUGCGCAUGUGAUCCCGGAUUCACCGGCUAUCUCUGCCAGAAGCAGAUCAACGAAUGCGAAUCGAAUCCCUGUCAAUUUGGUGGCCAUUGUGUCGAUCGUGUGGGUAGCUAUCUGUGCCACUGUCUGCCCGGAACAAGUGGCAAGAACUGUGAAAUCAACGUGAACGAAUGCCACAGCAAUCCGUGCAACAAUGGCGCCAGCUGCAUCGACGGCAUCAACUCGUACAGCUGCAGCUGUGUGCCCGGCUUCACCGGCCAGCACUGUGAACUCAACGUGGACGAAUGCGCCAGCAAUCCGUGCGCCAACAACGGCGUCUGCAUGGACCUGGUCAAUGGCUACAAGUGCGAGUGUCCGCGCGGAUUCUACGACGCCCGUUGUCUCAGCGAUGUGGACGAGUGUGCGUCGAGUCCGUGUGUCAACGAUGGUCGCUGCGAGGAUGGCAUCAACGAGUUCAUCUGCCACUGUCCGCCCGGCUACGCGGGCAAGCGUUGCGAACAGGAUAUCGAUGAGUGCGCCAGCAAUCCCUGCCAGCACGGCGGCAGCUGUUUCGACAAACUAAACGCCUUCAGUUGCCAGUGCAUGCCCGGCUAUACGGGCCACAAGUGCGAGACGAAUAUCGACGAUUGCCUCAGCAAUCCGUGCGCCAACGGUGGCACCUGCAUCGACAAGGUGAAUGGCUACAAGUGCGUCUGCAAGGUGCCCUACACCGGCCUCAACUGCGAGAGCCAGCUGGAUCCAUGUGCGAGCAAUCGCUGUCGCAACGAGGCCAAGUGCACGCCCAGUCACAACUUCUUGGACUUCUCGUGCACCUGCAAACUGGGCUAUACGGGUCGCUAUUGCGACGAGGACAUCAACGAGUGUGCGUUUAGUUCGCCGUGCCGCAAUGGGGCGAGUUGUGUGAAUGUGCCCGGCUCGUAUCGGUGUCUGUGCACCAAGGGAUACGAGGGCAGGGACUGUGCCAUCAAUACGGAUGAUUGUGCCUCGUUUCCCUGCCAGAAUGGUGGCACCUGUCUGGAUGGCAUCGGCGACUAUUCAUGCCUCUGUGUGGAUGGCUUCGAUGGCAAACACUGCGAAACGGACAUCAACGAGUGCCUGAGCAUGCCCUGCCAGAAUGGCGCCACCUGUCAUCAGUAUGUGAACAGUUACACGUGCACCUGCCCCCUCGGCUUCAGUGGCAUCAAUUGCCAGACAAACGAUGAGGAUUGCACGGAGAGCUCGUGCCUGAACGGCGGCAGCUGUGUCGAUGGCAUCAACGGCUACAACUGCAGCUGCCUCGUCGAUUACAGCGGCGCCAAUUGUCAAUACAAGUUGAACAAAUGCGACUCGGGGCCGUGCUCCAAUGGCGGCACAUGCCACGAGCAGCGCGACGGCUACACGUGCCACUGCCCCAGUGGGUAUACGGGCAAACAGUGCUCCGACUAUGUGGACUGGUGUGCCCAAUCUCCGUGCGAGAACGGGGCCAGUUGCAGCCAGCUGAAGCAUCAGUUCAAUUGCAAGUGCGCCGCCGGCUGGACGGGUAAACUGUGCGAUGUGCAGACGAUCAGUUGCCAGGAUGCUGCACAGCGCAAGGGAUUGAGUGUGAAGCAGCUGUGCAACAAUGGCACAUGCAAGAAUCAUGGCAACAGUCAUGUCUGCUACUGCAGCCAGGGAUAUGCGGGCAGCUACUGUCAGCAGGAUAUCGAUGAGUGUGCCUCGCAGCCGUGCCAGAAUGGCGGCACUUGUCGGGAUCUGGUGGGUGCGUACGAGUGCAGCUGCCGUCAGGGUUUCCAGGGCCAGAACUGUGAGCUGAACAUCGAUGAUUGUGCACCGAAUCCCUGCCAGAAUGGCGGCACCUGUCACGAUCUCGUGCAACGCUUCAGCUGCAGCUGUCCGCCCGGCACCCUUGGCAUCCUUUGCGAACUGAACCACGAUGAUUGUGUGCCCGGCGCCUGCCACAACAAUGGCAGUUGCAUUGACCGCGUCGGUGGAUUCGAGUGCUCGUGUCCGCCCGGAUUUGUCGGCGCUCGCUGUGAGGGCGACAUCAAUGAGUGCCUCAGCAAUCCCUGCUCGAAUGCCGGCACGCUCGAUUGCGUCCAGCUGGUGAACAACUAUCACUGCAACUGCCGGCCGGGCCACAUGGGACGCCACUGUGAGCACAAGGUGAACUUCUGUGCGCAGUCGCCGUGCCAGAAUGGAGGCGCCUGCAGCACCAAGCAGAGCGGCCAUCAUUGCGUCUGUGCCGAUGGCUACUAUGGCAAGAACUGUGAGUUCAGUGGCCAGGAUUGCGAUUCGAAUCCGUGCCGUGCCGGCAACUGUAUCAUCGACGAUGCUGGCGGCUAUCGCUGCGAGUGCAGUCGCGGCACAGCGGGCCAACACUGCGAGAUCGAUACGCUGGACGAGUGCCAGCCGAAUCCGUGCUUGCAGGGCGCCGCCUGCGAUAAUCUGCUAGGCGAUUACGACUGCCUCUGUCCGAGCAAAUGGACGGGGAAACGUUGCGAGAUCUACGAUGCCAGCUAUGCGGGCUGGUCGGGCAAUAGCAAUGGCAAUGGCGGCAUCAACUCCAACGGCAUCCUAAUCAACGGCAACAACAACAAUGGAAACGGCAACAACAACAAUGGCAACGGCAACAACAUUGGCAACGGCAAUAAUGGCAACAACAACAACGGCGCCGCCGGCAUCUAUGCCGCCGAUCUGGAGCAGCAGCGUGCAAUGUGCGAGAAACGUGGCUGUCCCGAGAAGCAGAGCAACGGCGUCUGUGACUCCGAGUGCAAUACGUAUGCCUGCAACUUCGAUGGCAACGAUUGCUCGCUGGGCAUCAAUCCGUGGGCGAAUUGCACAGCGCCGGAGUGCUGGCGCGUCUUCAUGGAUGGCCAGUGCAACGAGGACUGCAACAAUGCCGCCUGCCUCUACGAUGGACGCGACUGCGAACAGAAGCUGAAGCGUUGUGCGGCCAUCUAUGAUGCCUACUGUCAGAAGCAUUACGGCGAUGGCUACUGCGACUACGGCUGCAACAAUGCCGAGUGCAGUUGGGACGGACUCGACUGUGAGAAGUCGGAGCAAUCCCCCCAACUGGCCGAGGGCGCCAUGUCCGUGGUCAUGCUAAUGGAUGUGCGACAAUUUCGGGCGGAGCAGGCGCAAUUCUUGCGCGAAAUGAGUCACGUGCUGCGCACCACGGUUCGCGUGAAGAAGGACGCGUUGGGCAACGACAUGAUCUUCAGCUGGAAGGGUGCCUCACGCAUGCCCGACAUACAGGACUCGGAGUUUGGGCGAAAGCACAAGAUACUCUACACGCAUCGCAAUGGACAGACGGGCAUCCAGAUCUAUCUGGAGAUUGAUAAUCGCAAGUGCACCGAGUGCUUCAAUCGUGCCACCGAGGCAGCCGAAUUCCUUGCUGCCUCUGCCGCAAAGCAUACGUUUGCCAAUCGUUAUCCCAUAUACAGUGUGCGGGGCGUUCAGAGUCCGGGUGAGGGCGAGGGCGCCGAGUCGCCGGCGAAUGUCAAAUAUGUAAUUACCGGCAUUGUGCUCGUCCUCAUACUCUUUGCAUUCUUUGGCAUGGUGUUGAGCACACAUCGGAAGCGGGCACAUGGCGUCACCUGGUUCCCGGAGGGUUUCCGUGCACCAGCCGCCGCUGUGAUGUCCCGGCGUCGUCGCGAUCCGCAUGGCCAGGAGAUGCGCAAUCUGAAUAAACAAGUUGGCCUAUCUCAGUCGCAGGCACAUCAGCUGCCCGGCGGCGUUGGCAGCGUUGCUGGCGGUGGCGUCGGCAGUCAUUGGUCGGACGAUGAAUCCGAUAUGCCACAACCGAAGCGCCAGCGCGGCGAUCAGCUCAGCAGCCAACUGGUCGGUGGCAGUGUCGCCGGCCUGACCAGUGUCGGCUAUGCCAGCGAUCACACGAUGAUCAGCGAGUACGAGGAGGCGGAUCAACGGGUGUGGUCGCAGGCCCAUCUCGAUGUGGCCGAUGUCCGGGCGAUUAUGACGCCGCCGGCGCACCAGGAUGGCAACAAGCACGACGUGGAUGCACGUGGUCCGUGCGGUCUAACGCCACUCAUGAUUGCCGCUGUGCGUGGCGGCGGUCUGGACAGCGGCGAGGAUAUUGAGAACAAUGAGGAUAGCACCGCUCAAGUGAUAUCCGAUCUGUUGGCGCAGGGCGCCGAACUGAAUGCCACCAUGGACAAGACGGGCGAGACAUCGCUGCAUUUGGCUGCACGCUACGCUCGUGCGGAUGCGGCCAAACGACUGCUGGACGCUGGCGCCGAUGCCAACUGUCAGGAUAAUACGGGACGGACGCCGUUGCAUGCGGCCGUCGCUGCGGAUGCGAUGGGCGUCUUUCAGAUACUGUUGCGCAAUCGGGCGACCAAUCUGAAUGCACGCAUGCAUGAUGGGACAACGCCCCUGAUACUGGCCGCACGCCUGGCGAUCGAGGGCAUGGUCGAGGAUCUGAUAACAGCCGAUGCGGACAUCAAUGCUGCUGAUAAUUCGGGCAAGACGGCAUUGCAUUGGGCCGCUGCCGUUAAUAAUACGGAGGCGGUGAACAUACUGCUCAUGCACCAUGCGAACCGGGAUGCCCAGGAUGAUAAGGAUGAGACGCCGCUGUUCCUUGCCGCACGCGAGGGCAGCUAUGAGGCGUGCAAGGCGCUCCUCGACAACUUUGCCAAUCGCGAGAUCACCGAUCACAUGGAUCGCCUGCCCCGCGAUGUGGCCAGCGAGCGAUUGCAUCACGAUAUUGUCCGGCUGCUGGAUGAGCAUGUGCCGCGCUCACCGCAAAUGAUUAGCAUGACGCCGCAGGCAAUGAUCGGCUCACCGCCGCCGGGACAGCAGCCUCAGUUGAUAACACAGCCGACGGUGAUUGCGGCGGGCGGUGCAGCUGGCAAGCAGAGCAGCCAGGCGGCCAAACAGAAGGCCGCCAAGAAGGCCAAACUGAUCGAGGGCAAUAGUCCUGACAAUGGACUCGAUACACCUGGCGGUGGCAACAACAACAACAAUAACAACAACAACAGCAGCAGCAACGUCAACAACAUGGGCAGUCUGCGCCGCAAGGCAAGCUCAAAAAAGGGCAACAACAACAACAACAACAGCAGCAGCAACAGUGCAGCCUCAAAAAAGGCCGGAAUGAACGGAAUGAAUGCGGCAUCGCAGCUGCUGCUGACAGCCUCAUCAGUGGCUGCUGCACAGGCAGCGAUUUGCACUGACCUCGACUCGCCGCCGCCGCCGCAGCAAACAGCAGCAGCAGCAGCAGCAGCCGCUGCAGCGGCGACACAAGCCGGCAACAAUGGCAACCUGGUGAAUCUGAAUCUUCCCAGUCCGUACGACACCAGCUCCAUGUACUCCAAUGCAAUGGCAGCGCCACCCAACAACAACAACAACAACGGUGCCAAACAACCGCCCAGCUAUGAGGAUUGCAUUAAGAAUGCACAGUCGCUGCAAUCGCUGCCAGCGAACAGUCUGGACAUGAUCAAGCUGGAGAACUAUGGUUACUCGAUGGGCUCGCCAUUUCAGCAGGAGAUGUUGAACGGACAGGCGAUGGGCCUGAGUGGCGGACGCAGCACCAAUACGCUGUGUGGUCUGGGCGGCGGUCUAAUGCCCAACGGUGGUCACGAACAGGGCCUCAGUCCGCCCUAUUCGAAUCAGUCGCCGCCGCAUUCGGUGCAGAGCAGCUUGGCAUUGUCGCCACACGCCUAUCUGGGUUCGCCAUCGCCGGCAAAGUCGCGGCCCAGUUUGCCAACAUCGCCGACACAUAUUCAGGCGAUGCGGCAUGCCACGCAGCAGAAGCAAUUUGGCAGCAAUCUCAACAGUCUGCUGGGCGGCGGCAAUGGCUCAAUGGGGCCGCAGAGCUCGCCGGUUAGUCUGGGCAUUAUAUCGCCGACUGGCAGCGAUAUGGGCAUCAUGCUGGCGCCCCAAUCAUCCAACAAUGCGAAAAGCAGUGCAAUAAUGCAAACGUUGUCCCCGCAGCUGCAACAACAGCAGCAGCAGCAGCAACAGCAGCAGCAGCAGCAUCAGCAACAGCAGCAGCAGCAGCAACAACAACAGCAGCAGCAACAACAGCAACUUGGAGGCCUUGAAUUUGGUUCAGCCGGUUUGGACUUGAAUGGAUUUUGUGGAUCUCCGGACUCAUUUCACUCGGGUCAAAUGAAUCCGCCUUCGAUACAAAGUUCAAUGUCGGGUUCGUCGCCAUCGACCAACAUGCUGUCGCCGUCGUCGCAGCACAAUCAGGCCUUCUAUCAGUACCUAACGCCGCCCAGCCAGCAUUCGGGUGGUCAUACGCCGCAGCAUUUGGUGCAGACGCUGGACAGCUAUCCGACGCCAUCGCCGGAAUCGCCUGGCCACUGGUCGUCGUCAUCGCCGCGCAGCAAUUCGGAUUGGUCCGAGGGCGUGCAGUCGCCGGCGGCCAACAAUCUGUACAUCUCUGGCGGCCAUCAGGCCAACAAGGGCUCCGAGGCCAUCUAUAUUUGACAUAAGCGCACCUAAAAAAAUACGAAGGCGAAGGCGGAGUACAGCAUAGCACAGCACAUGACGCAGGACUCGGUUGACGAGAUGAUGAUGAUGAUGGUGAUGGUGUCGAUGGCACUCAAAGAGCGCCGACAUCAGCCGCCAACAGAGCAGCGAGCCAGCUCAGCAAGCCUCCAACUAGCUAGCUAGCUAGUUUUCAACAUUUCCACCCCCCUCCCCUCAUACCACUCAUCUCAACCCCUGCUCCUGCUUACUCCACUCACUCACACAACACCACUUUUUUUUUUUGAGUAGCCAUUAAGCUUUAAAUUAAAAACAAAACAAACGUAAAUAUUAUAGUAAUUUAAAUGUUUAAUCUUAAUGUUUGUUGUACAGCGCAAGAGAAAUCAUAUA